GUCGUGAGAAAAGAUUUUGCGCCUGUUCUCCGAAUUCUUUUUACUUAUCCCGCCUACCUCCUUCCGUCCUGCCGCCGUCAAUUAAUACCCCGCCGGUCCUCAUCACCAACACGUCAAAAUCAGGCCAUUCUGGGAUUGGCAUUACUAUUAUUAUCAUUUUAAUUUUUUUGUUGGCGAUACCAUUAGAAUUUGUGAAGGUCGACCGCACAAACGCACUAAUUUGGUGCAGAAGCAGGAACCGCGGCAACUAGUCCGUAACUGCUCGUCAAGCAAACCAUUUUAUCACUCAAAAAGGUUCUCCGGUAGGACACAGGAAAGGAUGAGCGGCUACGGAGCCACGGGGAUAACGCCCCGCGCCGGAGGCAUUGGUGACUCGGAGCAGCAACCACUCCUGGGCAACGGCAACGGCAACGGCACCAGCAGCCAGAAGUCGGCCAGCAUCCGCGAGAAGCUAAACGCCGACGUCCGUCGCGGCUGGUCCGAUAUUGUCUUGCUCUUCUGUUAUGUCAUCACUGGUCUGUUAGACAGUUCGUCCAUCUCCGUGUGGGGGUCGUUCGUCUCGAUGCAAACCGGAAACACGGUGUACAUCGGCCUUGGUCUCGCCGCACCUACCGAGUCGACGCGCUGGAUCAAGUCCGGCACGUCGCUAAUCUUUUUCUGCCUCGGCUCUUUCUUCUUCAGCCGCUUCCACCGUUACUUUGGCCAAAAGAAGCGCUGGGUGCUGGUAGCGUCUUUCACCAUCCAGAUGCUCCUUUGCACCGCCGCGGCCGUGAUCCUGACCUUUGGGCCCAAGACGGACGAGCAUGCUAUCAACUGGUCCGUCCUGGUGCCCAUCGCGCUCAUCGCCUUCCAGGCCUGCGGCCAGUGCAUCACCAGCCGCGCCCUCAAGUUCAACGCCCUCACCUCCGUCGUCCUCACCAGCAUCUACUGUGAUCUUUUCAGCGACCAGAACCUGUUCGCCCUGAGCAACGUCGAGCGCAACCAGCGCACCGCCGCCCCACUGCUCCUGUUGUUUGGUGCUUGUUGUGGAGGCCUGCUCGCGCACACCUCGUUCGGCAUCGCUGCCGCGUUAUGGACUGCCGCCUUUCUUAAGGGCUGCAUUGUCAUCUCAUGGUUCUUGUGGCCUGCCGAGGAGGCUUAAGCUGUUUGCUGGGUUGAACUGCUCAAGGUUGAAGAAACGAAUUUGUUGGUCCAGCUUGUGCGGGCUACCAUUUUGUCAAUUGCCUUUGCUCAACUUGCACACAUUUUCUUUCGCAAUGUUUCGCUAGGAGAUCAUCGCCACCGACCCCAUCCUCAAUCUUCUUCAAAUGUUUGUUAUCGGUUUUUAUCAGCGUCACAAUCAAUUCAAUGGAUAGAUAUGACACUGCAAGGUGCAUACAUUGCCAUGGCGUUG
Molecule: messenger RNA, 1393 nt
Organism: Pyricularia grisea
Lineage: Eukaryota; Fungi; Ascomycota; Sordariomycetes; Magnaporthales; Pyriculariaceae
Exons: 4
Coding region: 320-1141 (273 amino acids)
Source: RefSeq, a predicted model, not a curated record